AUUGUUUUCAUGAAUUUUUACCAUAGCCAAUUUGACUUUGUGGCUGUGGUAACUAGUGAAAACCCUAAAUCAUACGGAAAAGGAACGCUAUCAACAGUGAAGCUGGCCUGCUUGGUGAUGGUGGAGUUGUGAGGACCUGGACUACAAGGAAGGCACAGAGGACAGGCUGGGAAGCACUGAAACAACCAUCAUGCUCAGGAACUGCACUGUCAGUGUUAAGGACAUUACUGCAAGGCUGUUAAGUGCUCACUGACUAGCUGACCUCUUAUAGUGAGUGCCCUUAUCCCCUACUUUUCAACUUCCCUUCAUAGGAGGGCACGAGUCGACACACUAACAAAUGCAGUAAGAGUAAAAUCAUUUUUACCCACAAACAGACACUCUUGAAUUGCAAACCAUGGUGGAUAACCGCUACGCUACAGCCCUGGUCAUUGGCUCUGUUCUGAGUCUGCUGGCCACAGUCUAUCUCUCCGUUGCCGUGGGAACACAGCACUGGUACCAGUACCGAAGUCCGCCCGGCAACCAUGAGGCCAGCAACGCUUCGGAGCUGCGCGAGGACUUCAUCAACGGGGAGUUUGAUGAAAAGGCUAACAGCGACACUCUGUUCCGCCUCAACGGCACACUGGGGCUGUGGUGGAGGUGUGUGCAGGCGCCAGGCCAGUCGCACUGGUUCAAAGAGCCUGAUCCUAAGAUGGUGACACAGUGUGUGAGCUUCACCCUGCCUCAGCAGUUUUUACCCAAGUACAAAGAACCAGGGAAUCACAACACUGGGGAGGACCUGCUUCGGACAUUUGGUUUCUCUCGGUGUCUGAGCAGACCUGUGGAGGUGCCAGUUCCUGUUGCCUCUGGUGUCCCUAGCCUUUGUGUUCCUCAGCGGACUCGUCGGCGUUUGCGCCUGCCUCUGCCGCAGCAUCACCCCCACCCUGGCCGUUGGAGUGCUCCACCUGCUGGCAGGUCUGUGUUCCCUAGGCACGGUGUGCUGCUUCCUGGCUGGCAUGGACCUGCUCCACAGGGUCUCUGUGCUUCCCGACGGUGUGGACGGCUCCCUGGGCUGGUCCCUGUACCUGGCCCUCAUCUCCUCGCCACUGCAGAUGAUGGCGGCCGCCCUCUUCCUGUGGGCCGCCCGGAGCCACCGCCAGAACUACACCCGCAUGACGGCCUACCGGGUGGCCUAAAGAGACUGGGGUUUCUUUUAUACGACAGGGUUGCAUUCAGUAAGAGCAUAACGUUUUGAAAUGGAAGAUGUGAAGUUGUAGAGUGUUGCCAGUAACAUGCAGACUCCAAUUUUUGUAGAAGGUGAGAUUGUUUCUAUGAAAUGGCUACGUUUCUAAACAUUUUACGAACUGCAUGUUUAACUGAAUGUGACUCUAAACUAAUCCUAAAUGGCAGUAUACUCCUGAGGGGUAUCCUACGAAGCAGGUUUGAGUAAUUAGCCAGGUGACUUUGGUCAACUCGGAGUUCAAUUCGGGGCACCAGUCAUACGAAAGUGGCUUACCUUUUGGCCAAGUACAUUUCUAUGGCAACGGAUCCAUCAGAACUAACCUGCUCCGGGCCGGGCUAACUCGCAGCUAACUCCACUUACCCUGAAUAAAAUGACUGAGCCGUGAGUUGAGGACCAAUGAAAUCCGAUACCUCUCGAUCAAAGAUUGCAUCGUCAUCCCUUUCAUUUGAGGAAGACGAAUGAUUCAAUAUAAAAAAUAUAUAAAAAAAUAUAUAUAUAUUUUAAUUUAAUCAAAUAGUUUGUUUGUGUAAAUAAAAAUUGUAUUUACACAUUUAGUAAUGACAGAAAGCAUUUUAAACUUCACUCAAUGUAACACUUUUGUAUAACUUAAUAAAUAAAACAAUAUUGAUAGGAGUGGGUAGAAAGUGCUUGUGCAUUGAUAAGCACACCAAAGUCAGCAUUCAUGAGAAGUAAUAAAAUAAAGACGGUUAGUUCAUUUUGGAAAAAUAGUUUGAGUAUAGUUUCAGUUUUAGCUUGCUUCCUAGGAUACUCCUCUGCUCUUGAAAGGCCUGUGUGUUCGCGUCUGUCUUAGCCCAGCACCGAAGCUGUUAAACGUCCUGUUGGUAAGUAGAAUCUGGGUCACGUUCAGAGGGGUGCAACGUACUGAAACAUUGCAAAUAGAAAUGUGAUAAUUAGAGCUGACGUUUCUUACUCGUCAUGUCAGAGUAUCUGAAGGCUCCACAACGUUGUGCCCUACUGAACACAACUCGAGUGAUUUAGAGCACAGGGUGGCCCAAUGAUUCACUCUGUAACAACUACGCCUUUACAGUGUCGUCAUGACAAUCUUCCCCAUUACUACACCUGAUUGACAGAUUUUAGGGUGACUAAACCUUCGACACCUUAACUACACCCCACAGGGUGGCGCAAAGAAUCUCUCCACCUCAAGCACAACUGUUCGACAGCUCACACUAGCCAACGUAACCUCAAACGAGACUUUGCCUGUAUAAACAUAUCCUAAGAGCUUCUCACUGUCGUAGAGGCAAGCGUUUGAUUUGAUUKGACUUUCAGAUGAAUUUGUCCCCAGCAGCACGUACUGUAUGUGUAUAAUGUUUAACAACACCUGUGGUUGAUUGUGAGAAGGUGAKGUACGUUUGUUUUUCUUAAACUGUUUUGUUGGUGAAUCUUUAGCGAUGCUUUUUUUUCUUCAGGUUAACAACGAUUGGAGUCAUAUUUUGCCUUUGCUUUUGUUGCCAUCGCUACCAUUUAUGAAUGAAUGCUUUUUGCAAUCCUAGCCUUUUUUUCUAGGUUUUCCUAAACGGUUCGUUUUUUGUUGUUGCUUUUUGAAGUUUUGUAUUAUGUUAUAUCUAUAGAGCGUUGUAGUGACUUUUGACCCCGUUUGCCUACAUUUCCCUUUUUUAUUUCAGCUGAUGAGAAUGUUCAGUUUAAUUUUGUGUCAUAUGUUGAUUUGGAAUGUAACCACUUUGCCAUUGUCAUCCAUAUUUAUUUGAAUGUAAAGACAUGUUAUCCCGGGUUGUUUUGACGSCACUAUAGCUAACCUGUGUUUUGAUCUUCCUCUUGAUGUCCAUGAUAUUGUUUUGAUUAUGUUGAAGUAAAUGCAGUUGCAAUACUUAGCUUUUCUGAAGCCUACUUGAAACUACCAAUGACAAGACAACGGGCACUAACUCCAAGUACACUUGGUAAAUGAGCACUCAACAGAUAUUGUUUACUGGGACACCGUUUUAUGAAGGGUGUCUAAAUGAGACAACUUGUGGCUUUUGUAAGUGUUUUUAUGUGACUAUACCUAAAGCGUACCUGUUUCCAUAAGAAUAAAGUUCACCUCUGCUGAC
Messenger RNA from Salvelinus sp. IW2-2015, 3285 nucleotides. RefSeq names its product claudin domain-containing protein 1. Lineage: Eukaryota; Metazoa; Chordata; Actinopteri; Salmoniformes; Salmonidae. The record is from RefSeq and is a predicted model, not a curated record. Gene Ontology annotation, cellular component: membrane.